AUGGAGGGUGCAGAAGCUGCGGACAGAAAUGUUGAAAUGUGGAAGAUCAAGAAAUUGAUCAAAAGUCUUGAAGCAGCAAGAGGGUACUAUAAAAUUGAGACCAAUUUGGUUGUUUGUGAGUUGUUGGCAAAUUAAAGUGUAUUAAGGCAUAAAGCACUUCAACCUGUAUUUUUAGCAAUGGCACCAGUAUGAUUUCGCUAAUUAUUCCCCCGAAAGAUCAGAUUUCGCGAAUUGCCAAAAUGUUGGCAGAUGAAUUUGGCACAGCUUCAAAUAUAAAAAGUCGUGUUAACAGGUAAAAAAUGUUAUUCAUUCCAUUUUUGUGCUAUCCUGAAUUAUCAAUGUCUCGAUAAGCGUUGUCAGUCUUGCCUAAUAACACUUACAUUGACUUUGGUAAUUAUUUCAGAUAUCUCGAAAACCUUAUUGAAUAACUGUUUAUUUGUACUUUAUUAACUUUAUAAAUUUAUAAUGUAGAUUAUCUGUCCUAAGUGCGAUUACAUCAGUACAACAGAGGUUGAAAUUAUAUAACAAAGGUACGGUACUAAAUAAUAUUUUUCUGCCAAAUCAAAAUUAUAUAUUUAUUUAUCCUAUAUGACAUUGAACAAUAGACCUUAUGCAUAAUGAUGUCACAAGGCUUGAUGCCUGCGAGGAAUGCCGGUCUUAGUAGUCAUAGUUCGGGAAAACUAAACAAUUCAAAAUAGCCACUAUCGAAAUUUUCCCAGGUGAUGACUACUAAGACCAGCAUUCCUCGCAGGCAUCAAGCCUUGUGACGUCAUUAUGCACAAGGUCUAUUGUUUACUAGUCUGUUACCACCCACAAUUUGAUCAUGAAUUGUGAUAAUCUUUUAAAAUUUCCAGUUCCACCAAAUGGUUUGGUAAUAUAUUGUGGUACAAUAGUAACAGAAGAUGGCAAAGAGAAGAAAGUGAAUAUAGAUUUUGAACCAUUCAGGCCUAUAAAUACAUCUUUAUAUCUUUGUGAUAAUAAAUUUCAUACUGAAGUAAGUGCUAUUGCAAAAUUUUCUGCUAAUGAUCACUUUUCUGUUCGCCUGGUUAAAAUGGGACUUGGUUAGUUGGUUUGCCCCGUUGCCUGCUUGCAGCCUGAAUUUGUUUCAGAAUGGCUGCUGUCGAUGAAACCUGAAUUUGUCUUAUGCUUCUGUUGGUUAAUUUAAAGUAAUUGAAAUCCUCAGUUUUGAUGUCAGAAGUGUUGUUUGUAUAAUCACCUCUCUCCUCCACAGAAGCAAGCCAUAAACUGGGUUAACUUGAGAAUAAAGCAGCCACAAAACCAGAGUUUUAACUUGUGUAUAUAGUUUUAACUUUUAACUAGUUGUAAACCCAUCAUAAUUUAUUGUCCUUUCUGUAACGUCCUGCAGCUAUCUUUGACUGUUAGCUGAAGGGUUUUCCAUGAAAGGUAGAUCAAAGCAUCCUUCAAGACCAUGGUAGAUUGUUUUUAGUAGUCUGCUGUGGAUGAAAUGGUUGUGACAUUGACACAUGAAUAGAUAAAUUGUAUGAGAGUUUCCAGUGUCCUAGUUAAAUGAGAACAAGAGUUGCAUAAUAAUUUAUGAAAGUGGACUGGAUACCUUUCUUUUCACUCAGUUUUAAUUUUAUUUAACUAAAAAUGUGCAAAUGCAAAUAACACAAAUUCUAAUACAGCACAAUUUAGAUAGAAGAAUGGUAUUCAGUGAGUUAACUCAUUACGUGUUUGUAAACUAAUUUCAUCUAGGCGUUAAGUAAUUUACUAACAGAUGACACAAAGUUUGGUUUUAUUGUGAUGGAUGGUAAUGGUGCUCUUUUUGGUACUUUGUGUGGAAACACUCGUGAUGUUCUGCAUAGGUUUACUGUGGAUCUACCAAAGAAACAUGGUGGGCUAUAUUUUAUUAUUUAAUAGUUUCUGCAUUUUAAUUGGUCGAGAGCUGUGAUCUAUUAGAGGGCAGACAUGCAAAUGAUGCCAUUUUGGUGAUAUAUUACAGCUAAAGGGCAUUGCCUUUCCUAUUGUUGUGUGGUACUCUAAUGUGUAAUACAUUGAGAGUAAAGACUGGAAAGGUAGAUUAAACAUGGCUGACUAGCAGGCAUCUUGUAUCCAUUCCAUAUAUCUGAUGCUUACUUUCAGCCAACAUCACUGCAAGUGCACUGUGCAAGGCUUUUUAUUAAAAAACAUAUUGCUUAAUUCAGUAACAUGUUAUCUGACAUUUCAUGGUUUAUACAUUAUCACUAAGUUGUCUGUUAUUGUUUUAGGUCGUGGUGGUCAAUCAGCUUUACGUUUUGCUCGAUUAAGAAUGGAAAAGAGGCAUAAUUAUGUGCGAAAAGUAGCAGAGACUGCUGUUCAACUGUAUAUAGCUAAUGAUAAAGUAUGUUUGCCUUAUAGACUUUUGUAGUUUUGUGUAUGUCAAUUCCAGUUAAGUAUUUGUUUUUUUGCUUUGCCUAAAAAAAUCACCCAGUGGGUGAUUAGAUUGGCAUUAUCAUUCUUCUCUGACUGGUACAAUAUCCUGCAGUGAAACCCACCUGUAUUCCUUAUUUUGCGGUUAAUAUAGUGACAACAUUUUUUUUCUCUUUUUGAAAAUGUAGCCUAACGUGACUGGGCUCAUCUUGGCAGGUUCAGCCGACUUUAAAACAGAACUAAGCCAAUCUGAUAUGUUUGAUCAGGUAAAUGGUGAAACUCAAUUUUAAAUUAGUAAAAGGCUUUUAUACAUGUAAAAAUACAAGUAAGGAGAAUAUCUAUUUGAUUGUGUCUUCAUUAAAUUUAAAAGCGUUGUGGAUUGGAAAUAAGGGAGCUUUUAUAUUUAGAGUAAAAAUCAUAUAAUACAUUCUAUAUUGAUGGUUGGUAGUUCCCUGUGAUGUCUAUAGAAAGUGACAUUAUAGUUUUCCUCCAUCAUAAAGCAAACAUACACAUGAACUUCUUCACCCUCCGACACAGACUGAGCAGAAAUGCUAGUUCUCUGUUGUGCUGGAGUGUUUUGCAUGUUCAUAUAUUUACAUUUAUGUUGUAUGAUACAGUGUCAGUAUGAUAUAGUAUCAGGGCUGGUGGAACAGGGGAUGAGUUAAAGGCUGGUUUAUACUAUCAAAUAAUGUUUCUGUGAUCUCAGUAGGAAUUUUGCAUCGGUAAAUUAAAUUAAGUUUUGAAAGAUUUGCAAGAAAUGUCUGAGGGAACGGACUUGGUGUCAAACAUUUCUUGUCUAAGUAUUCAUGCAAGUUCUUUGCCGAUGACAGAGCUUCAUUUUCACUAGUAGAAUUUAUUUCAUUUUUAAAGCGUCUUCAGUCACGAGUACUAAAGUUGGUCGAUGUUUCGUAUGGUGGAGAAAACGGUUUUAACCAGGUAAAAAUUUGAAACAAUCAUCCAAAUUAUGUUCUUGGUAAAUAUAAGAUGGUUGUAUAAUAGUCACUGUUAACUGUUUUUUAGGCUAUUGAAUUGGCUUCGGAGGUACUAGCAAACGUCAAGUUUAUACAAGAGAAGAAACUUAUAGGUAAUCAGCUUGUUCAGUUGUUCUGUUUGGCAUGUUUGCAAUGAUAUGAAUGUUUAUAAUGAUGGGAUGAAAUAUUAUUUAACAAUAUAUGAAAUCAUUAACAUUACCCAUAUUUUUGUACAGGGAAAUACUUUGAUGAAAUUUCACAAGAUACUGGAAAGUUCUGUUUUGGUGUUGAUGAUACAUUGAAGGUACACAAAGCAGUUUCCUGUAAAUAUUCUUUUCUUUCACAUUUACGUUUUAAGUUUUCAUGCCGUUAAUAUUUAAAAAUAUUGAUUUACAUUUCUCAAAUAGGCGCUUGAAAUGGGUGCUGUGAAUAUCUUAAUCGUUUGGGAAAACUUAGAAAUUCAGAGAUUUGUACUAAAGAAUCACGCAUUAGAUGGUAAGCGCUAUUACAUAUUGAGUUUUCAUUGAUUAAUCGUUAUUCACGUUUUGUUGCGUGACUAACAGAACGAAUUACGUUGUUUGAACCUUCAAAGCAGUUUAAAACGUGCAUUCAUAGUAAAAAAAAACACAAAAAAAAACAUGCAAAAUAUGAUAUUGAUGGUUGGUAGUUCCCUGUGAUGUCUAUAGAAAGUGACAUUAUAGUUUUCCUCCAUCAUAAAGCAAACAUACACAUGAACUUCUUCACCCUCUAACACAAACUGAGCAGAAAUGCUAGUUCUCUGUUGAGUUGGAGUGUUUUGCAUGUUCAUACAUUUAACACAAACUAUCAUGACUCCCUAAUCCUAGCGCCGUUACACAGACUCAUGUGUACGACAAGAAGCUGGACUUGAAACUGUUAAUUUAUUUUUAGAGGAAAAAGUUUUACAUUUACGCCCUGAUCAAGAACGAGACCAAACUAACUUUGUCGACCAGAAUGUAAGUGCUUUGCUGUGAUGCUGUUAAAUUUUGCAUGAAUAAUCACUUUGGUAUACUCUUGCAUUAAACAAUUUUCACUAACUAGCAGAGUGAAACAUAAUGUUUUUUGUUAUUACAGACGGGUGUUGAAUUGGAACUUGUUGAAAAAAUGUCAUUACUUGAGUGGUUGGCCAAUAACUAUAAAAAUUUCGGUAAAUAAAAAUAAAAUAAUCAGACUGUUUGUUUUGUAUUUCUGCAUGACAUUGAUAUUUACACUCAUCCAAUGAUGUCUGAACUAUUGACGACGUAAUUAAUACUUCCUUAUGAUUUCUUUAGGUGCAACACUUGAGAUAAUCACAGAUCGCUCACAAGAAGGUGCUCAAUUCUGUAAAGGCUUCGGCGGCAUUGGAGGUAGGAAUAUAGAGUCAUGCAGUUACUGGAAUCAAUUGAAGAAUCCCAAUUCUCGCAACAUAUUUGAGAGCACUGAGAGUCCCUAUCAUUUACGCACCAACCUAUGAUGAAGUUUUGCGAUUGGUUAAUUAUAGCAAUGAAACACAAUACAAUGCUAGCCAAUCACUCUUGACUGUUGUUUAAGCAAGCCAAUCCCAAAACAUGCUCAUUUUGGGCUGAUACUUGGCGUUCUUGAAGAACCUUUAGAACCAGGAUAAUAAUGGCAGGAAUUUACUAACGUUUAAUACAAUCUUGUUCUAGGUAUACUAAGAUAUCGAGUGGACUUUCAGUCGAUGGAAUUUGAUGAUGAUGAUUGGAUGGAUGACAGUGAUGAUGAUUAA
Paramuricea clavata is the source of this 5085-nucleotide messenger RNA. NCBI's taxonomy places the organism in Eukaryota, Metazoa, Cnidaria, Anthozoa, Malacalcyonacea, Plexauridae. The record is from the annotation of a GenBank genome assembly.